AUUUCCCCCAGAGCGGUGCAUCUCCUCAAGACAAGACCUCAAAAUGGCAACCACGCUCCCCAAGGACAUCUCAAAAAUUGGGUCUGAAGUAAAACUUUUCGGCAAAUGGGACACUCAAGAGAUUGAGGUCACUGAUAUCUCGCUGACGGAUUACAUCCAAGUCCGCCAUGCCGUCUACCUCCCCCACACCGCUGGACGAUACGCGAAGAAGCAGUUCAAGAAGGCCCAGAUGCCCAUUGUUGAGCGAUUGGUCGACAGCUUGAUGAUGAACGGUCGUAACAACGGAAAGAAGCUCAUGGCAGUCCGAAUUGUUGCUCACGCUUUUGAAAUUAUUCACCUUAUCAGUGACCAGAACCCCAUCCAGGUUCUGGUCGAUGCUAUCGUUAACACUGGACCUCGUGAAGAUUCAACCCGUAUCGGAUCCCAGGGUACCGUUCGUCGUCAAGCUGUCGAUGUCUCACCUUUACGAAGAGUGAACCAGUCGAUCGCUUUAUUGACCAUUGGUACUCGUGAAUCCGCUUUCCGUAACGUCAAGUCGAUUGCCGAGUGCCUUGCAGAUGAGCUUAUGAACGCUGCCAAGGGAUCGUCUAACUCAUAUGCUAUCAAGAAAAAAGAUGAGCUGGAGCGUGUUGCCAAAUCCAAUCGGUGAAGAGAAGGCUCAUACAUUUUCCCUUCUCACUUGGACUAUGAACGUCAUUGGGAUGCAGAUAGAAGACGGAUGGGUUUGCCCUAUUGCUCCCUUGUCAUUGUGUCUAUGUCAUUCAUGCCAUUACUCGUUCACCAAUCGUUGGUCUGAAUGUACAUAAGGCCCAGGGAAAUGUGCUGUGAGGAGACCGGCGUGCGUUAAAAUAAAUCAAUUUUUGCUGAACGCUUUCGGAAUCAUUGGCAGGAUGAUUUUGAAACACAAUACACGUUCAUGUAAACAUUAUGGUGGGGUAAUCCAAGAGCCCGAAGAAAUUACUCAUAACAGGACAGG
Molecule: messenger RNA, 976 nt
Organism: Lentinula edodes (shiitake mushroom)
Lineage: Eukaryota; Fungi; Basidiomycota; Agaricomycetes; Agaricales; Omphalotaceae
Product: ribosomal protein S7 domain-containing protein
Exons: 8
Coding region: 44-649 (201 amino acids)
Biological process (GO): translation; ribosomal small subunit assembly
Cellular component (GO): cytosolic small ribosomal subunit; ribosome
Molecular function (GO): rRNA binding; structural constituent of ribosome; mRNA binding
Source: RefSeq, a predicted model, not a curated record